AUGGACUUAGUAAAUCACUUACCAGAUCGUUUAUUAUUCGCUGUUCCUAAGAAAGGAAGAUUAUAUGAAAAAUGUUGUAAUUUGUUAAGUGGAGCCGAUAUUCAAUUUAGAAGAUCAAACAGAUUAGAUAUUGCCCUUUCCACCAAUUUACCAGUGGCUUUAAUCUUUUUACCUGCUGCCGAUAUCCCAGUCUUCGUGGGGGAAGGUAAUUGUGACUUAGGUAUCACCGGUUUAGAUCAAAUUAAAGAAGCAGAUAUGUUUGAUAGAAUUGAAGAUUUAUUGGAUUUACAAUUUGGUUCUUGUAAAUUACAAUUUCAAGUUCCAGCAGCUGGAGAGAUAAAUAGUGCUAAACAAUUAGUUGGUAAGAAAAUUGUAUCAUCUUUCACCAAAUUAACUACUGAUUAUUUUAAAGAUUUAGAAGGUGUUUCCGAUAGUUCAGAAUUAUCCACUAAUAUCAGGUAUGUUGGUGGUUCAGUUGAAGCCUCUUGUGCUUUAGGAGUUGCCGAUGCAAUCGUCGAUUUAGUUGAAAGUGGUGAAACCAUGAAAGCCGCUGGGUUGAAAGCUCUUGAAACCAUCUUAUUAACUUCUGCUCAUUUGAUUUCUUCUAAGAGUCCAAGAUUUCCAGAGAUGGUUGCAAAAAUUCUUCAAAGAUUUGAAGGGGUAUUAGCUGCACAAAGAUAUGUUUUAUGUAACUAUAAUGCUCCUAAAGCUAUCUUAGCCAAAUGUUUAGCCAUUACUCCAGGUAGAAGAGCUGCGACUGUUUCUACUUUAGAUAAGCACUCAGCUGAUGAAGAAGAUUGGGUUGCUAUCUCUUCCAUGGUAGAAAGAAAGUCCAUUGGGGACGUUAUGGAUGAAUUGAAACAAGUUGGAGCUUCCGAUGUGCUUGUUCUUGAAAUUGCAAACUGUAGAGUAUAG
Molecule: messenger RNA, 915 nt
Organism: Hemisphaericaspora subhashii
Lineage: Eukaryota; Fungi; Ascomycota; Pichiomycetes; Serinales; Debaryomycetaceae
Gene: HIS1
Product: ATP phosphoribosyltransferase
Exons: 1
Coding region: 1-915 (304 amino acids)
Biological process (GO): L-histidine biosynthetic process
Cellular component (GO): cytoplasm
Molecular function (GO): magnesium ion binding; ATP phosphoribosyltransferase activity
Source: RefSeq, a predicted model, not a curated record